Molecule: messenger RNA, 2111 nt
Organism: Misgurnus anguillicaudatus (oriental weatherfish)
Lineage: Eukaryota; Metazoa; Chordata; Actinopteri; Cypriniformes; Cobitidae
Source: RefSeq, a predicted model, not a curated record
GCUUAUAAUAUGACAAAACUAUUUGAAUUUGAAUUGUGUAAAUUUGAAUUAUUUGCAAGUGUAAUCUAAUAAAACUGAAUUUUAGGUGGUAGUUGAAAUGGUUCUGAAUUAGAUUUUUUUAAACGAAUAUUUAUUAUUUGAAAUUUAACAAAUUGAAAUGUUUUUAGGGCUGAAUUUUAUAGACAUGUAUUUUCAAACAGCUAGUUUUUUUGUUCUGAAUUCGUAUACUGCAAAUAUUCAGGUAAAAAAAAUUCAGAUUCAAGUUUUCAAGAUGAAGAAAAAAGGAACUUCAAAUUCAGUUUUCUAAAAUUCAAUGUCAAAAAUUCAAUAUCAAAGAUUCAGAUCUAGGUCACAGGUCAUCCACAGGGAUGAGUAGAUGAUCUCAGAAAAGUCGAACUUGACCCAUACUCCCAAUAGGUGGCGGUAAUGCACCUUAAAGUUGUGUGCCAACUGCCUUUAAAAUAAUAAGAAGAAGCAGCAUUUGUUUUCCAGCGCGAACGUGGUGGUGUUUGGAGAGUCUGAUCAUGAAUCGCCCGGAGGAACAGAUACUUCUAGAUCUCAUAUGGGAAAGACUUCGCUCGCGUUUGGAGCAUGCACUUGCCAGGAUGCCUGUGGAUUUGGACUUUUUAGAAUAUAUAUGUGUUCAGGAGUUGGUGUUCCUCAGUGCCAUAUCCCCCCAGGUCAUCAUUCCUGUUGAUAUAUGGGAAGGUUUGACCGGUCUGCACCAUGCAAUUACUUUAGAAAGGCAAAGAAAUGAGACGCAUGUUGUGACAGCGCACUUUGAACAAGGUAGUUGUGGACGACCAAAAGCAGUCAUUGGUUGUGAAUAUCUCACCAGUUUGCUUGAGAUGAACUUACCAGUGAGGUGCAUUGCCUCUCUUCUGGGGGUAUCUGAACGGACUGUACAUAGACGACUGGCAGAGUUCAACCUAUCAGUUAGAUCACUGUAUAGUUCGCUAACAGACAGUGAACUAGACACAUUAGUGUCUUCUAUUAAGUUCAGAAUGCCAAACUCUGGGUACAGGAUAGUGAAGGGAGCUUUGAAAUCUGAAGGGCACAAGGUACAAUAUGAGCGGGUGAGGGCAUCACUUCAUCGAGUGGACACACUGGGAGUUUUAUCCAGGAUGACAGAGCUGGGUUGUGUUGUACGGAGGAGAUAUUCAGUCCCAGGUCCCAAAUCAUUGAUGCACAUUGACACGAAUCACAAAUUAAUAAGGUAUAACAUCGUCUUGUUUGGAGGGGUGGAUGGCUUUUCGCGAAAGAUAAUGUACCUUGGGGCUGCCACAAACAAUACAGCAUUAACAGCACUGACCUUCUUCCAAGAGUCUGUGGAAAGAUAUGGCUUUCCUCUCAGGGUCAGAGGGGACCAUGGGGUGGAGAAUGUGGACAUUGCACGUUUAAUGUUCACAAUUCGUGGAACAGGGAGAAGCAGUUUCAUUUCAGGAAAAAGUGUCCACAACCAAAGAAUAGAGAGACUGUGGAGAGAUGUGUGGACUGCAGUGACCAGUGUGUACUAUAAUGUGCUACACUAUCUUGAGGAGGACAACUACCUUAAUAUUGCAGACCAAACACAUCUCUUCUGUUGCCACUAUACAUUCCUACCAAGGCUACAAGAUGAUCUGAACUUUUUCCGAGAUGGGUGGGAUAAUCACCCUUUGAGAACAGAACACAACAUGUCUCCAAACCAGCUCUGGGAACUGGGUCAGUUUCACUAUCCAGUUGAUGAUCCCCCAAACGAAGAGGAAAUGAACAUUGCCGAGAUUGAUUGGGAAAGCAGUGGGUUGCCUCCUGAUGAAAACGUUGGUGUUAACGUUCCGACUGUACAAUGUCCACUUACACCAGAGCAACUUACUGCACUGAAGGAGACAGUGGAUCCUAGGUCACCAUCACAAUCCUAUGGGAUAGACAUUUACAUGGCUGCAGUGCAGUUUUGCCAAGCACUUGAAUGACACAUUAACUGCUGAAACAAUUUGAAUUUAUUUGCUGGAAAAUUAAACCAUACAAUUACAUGUGUAUGUUUGAAUACAUAUAACUAUGGAUUGCUUUAGAGCAGGUGUGUUAACUCUUGUAAUGGGUUUUUAACCCUUCUCCAAAAUAAAACUGCAAUAAUA